AUGUCUGGAAACGACGUUCCGGCAGCCCAAACGGGCGGCAGCAAUGCCAGCGAAUUCGUGCGCAAGCUCUACCGCAUGCUCGAAGACCCAUCGCACCAGGACGUCGCGCGCUGGGGAAAAGAUGGAGACACGUUUGUUGUCGUAGAGGGCGAGAAAUUCACUCGAUCUAUCCUGCCGAAGCACUUUAAGCACAGCAACAUGUCCAGCUUCAUCCGGCAACUCAACAAGUACGAUUUCCACAAGGUCAAGCCGUCGAGCGACAACGAGAACUCGGGGCUGGGCAAUGUCCUUGAGUUCAAGCACCCAUUCUUCAAGAUCGACAGUAAGGAUGACCUCGACAACAUCCGACGAAAAGCGCCUGCCGCGCGGAAACCCCAGGUCGCCGACGAUUUCACCACAAACCACCACAUCAGCGUCAUGUCGGAGCAACUAGCGGCUACACAGCAGCAGGUCCAGCAAUUGCAAGAGCUCUACACCGAGGUUGCGCAGACGAACAAGGUCCUCGUCAAUGAGGUUGUGAUUUUGCAGAAGAUCCUCAAUGCCCAGAAGCAGGCCUCGCACGAGAUUGUCAAUUAUUUGGCUCCCUACGAUGGACACGGCAAUAACACAAACAGCGCCACUGCCACUGCUAGCAACAGCAACAAUACCGCCAUGAUGAGCCAUUCGUUAACCACAAACGGACAACCUCAGACCAGUGACGAGCCCGCCGUGCCAGAACUGCGCAGGGCGCGAGAGCUCCUUUCGAGCGUGAACACCAACGCGAUUGCCGACCGCGAACUCGAGCGUCUACAGAACGUGUAUGGCUCACCCUCUGAUUCUGGCACCAUGGUCACGCCUACCUCAAUGCCCAUGAUGAGCGAUCCGAUGCACGACAUCACGAGGUAUCCCGUGUACCCUGUGGGCCAGACAGUCGGCAUAGAUCCAUUCCAUUCGGACCACAUCCACAAGAUCCCGUAUGCGGUUCCGAAUGACUUGGCCGCGGGCGCUAUCGCCGAGGCACCGAAGAUCCAAGUCCCCGCGCCUACCUCGACUGGCGAUAAGGGCCCGGGUGCCACUGAGUGGGGGCCCAAGAAGCCUGUCGUCUUGCUUGUGGAAGACGAUCCAACUUGCACCAAGAUUGGCGUCAAAUUUCUCAAGACGAUGGGCUGCGAGGUGGAGCAUUCGCCGAAUGGCGCCGACGCCUACAACCGUGUGCAAACGCACCCCGACAGGGACCGCUUCGACAUGAUCUUCAUGGACAUCAUCAUGCCUCAUCUAGACGGCGUGUCAGCAACGAUGUACAUCCGCCAAACUCACCCUGCGAUCCCUGUCAUUGCCAUGACGUCCAACAUCCGCCCCGAGGAGGUCAACGGUUACUUUGAGCAUGGCAUGAAUGGCGUUCUGGCCAAGCCCUUCACGCGAGAUGGCAUGUGGAAAUGCGUUCGCAGCAACCUUGGCCAUCUCAUGAAGAACCCCCCAUUGGAUGCCGACAUUGGUUCCGGUGGCGGUUAUUACAUGGGAACGCCAUUCCUAAACACGCCAACCGCCAUCAAGUAUGAAGCCCAGACGCCACCAGCACACAGCGGCCCUGGCUGGUCCCCGGGACAUAUGGGCCAACCCUCGAUUGGUUCUAGCCUCGAUGUGGGCUAUGGCUUUGUGAACGGCACAGGCCCGUAUACCAUGACUACAGGUCAACGUGGGCCUUUCCAGCAGCAAUUGCAUUCAGCCGAGUCGAGCACCGGCCGCCUGUCUGAUGUCGAGAGCCCACCCGAGAAACGCCAGCGGCUCAACCACGCGGGCAACUUCUAG
This is a messenger RNA of Emericellopsis cladophorae, 1788 nucleotides long. Its product is annotated as Transcription factor-like protein. Gene Ontology annotation, biological process: regulation of DNA-templated transcription; phosphorelay signal transduction system. Lineage: Eukaryota; Fungi; Ascomycota; Sordariomycetes; Hypocreales; Bionectriaceae. Bases 1 to 1788 code for a protein of 595 amino acids. The record is from RefSeq and is a predicted model, not a curated record. The transcript is spliced from 5 exons. Gene Ontology annotation, molecular function: DNA-binding transcription factor activity; sequence-specific DNA binding; phosphorelay response regulator activity.